This is a messenger RNA of Protobothrops mucrosquamatus (brown spotted pit viper), 1959 nucleotides long. It is a transcript of the gene NOP58, whose product is annotated as NOP58 ribonucleoprotein. Gene Ontology annotation, cellular component: box C/D methylation guide snoRNP complex; small-subunit processome. Gene Ontology annotation, molecular function: snoRNA binding. The transcript is spliced from 15 exons. Bases 133 to 1725 code for a protein of 530 amino acids. Lineage: Eukaryota; Metazoa; Chordata; Lepidosauria; Squamata; Viperidae. The record is from RefSeq and is a predicted model, not a curated record.
AGUGAGCAGAGCCUUCCGGUCGUGCGGCGCGUUUCCUUGCAGCGCGUGGUCUGUCUCGCCCGCGUUCUUUUGCCAGGCGCUCGCUCUUUCCCGGGGAGCAGCUGCGCUCUCUGGUCUUAUCCCGCCGCAGCGAUGCUGGUUUUAUUUGAGACAGCGGCCGGGUACGCCAUUUUCAAGGUUCUAAAUGAGAAAAAGCUUCAAGAAAUUGAUAACUUAUGGAAAGAGUUUGAAACACCUGAAAAAGCUAAUAAAAUUGUAAAACUGAAACACUUCGAGAAGUUUCAAGACACAACAGAAGCUCUUGCAGCAUCCACAGCACUGGUAGAAGGCAAAAUCAGCAAAAAUUUAAAGAAAAUCUUAAAGAAAAUAGUAGCCAAAGAUGCCCAUGAACAGCUAGCUGUAGCAGAUGCCAAACUGGGAGGUGUAAUCAAGGAGAAACUAAAUUUAAGUUGCAUCCAUAGUCCAAUGGUUACUGAGCUGAUGAGGGGCAUUCGCACUCAAAUAGAAGGACUAAUCAGUGGCCUUCCAUCCCGGGAGAUGGCAGCUAUGUGUUUAGGAUUGGCACACAGCCUCUCCCGAUAUAAAUUGAAGUUCAGCCCAGACAAAGUUGAUACAAUGAUUAUCCAAGCAAUAUCUCUUCUUGAUGACUUGGACAAAGAAUUGAAUAACUACAUUAUGCGUUGUAGAGAAUGGUAUGGGUGGCAUUUUCCUGAAUUGGGCAAAAUUAUCACAGAUAAUCUAGCAUACUGUAAAUGCGUACAAAAAAUUGGAGACAGAAUAAACUUUUCCUCUUCUGACCUGUCUGAGAUCCUUCCGGAGGAGGUGGAAAAAGAAGUGAAAGCAGCUGCAGAAAUCUCCAUGGGGACUGAAGUGUCAGAAGAAGAUAUAAGCAAUAUACAGCAUCUUUGUGAUCAGGUGAUUGAGAUCUCUGAGUAUCGAGCAACGCUGUAUGACUAUCUGAAAAACAGAAUGAUGGCCAUUGCGCCUAACCUCACUGUUAUGGUGGGAGAACUAGUAGGAGCAAGGCUUAUUGCCCAUGCUGGUUCCCUGCUGAAUCUAGCGAAGCACCCAGCAUCAACAGUUCAGAUUCUGGGAGCUGAGAAAGCACUUUUUAGAGCACUGAAGACUAAGCGUGACACUCCAAAGUUUGGUCUGAUUUAUCAUGCUUCCCUUGUAGGGCAAACAACAGCUAAAAAUAAAGGAAAGAUUUCACGUAUGCUAGCUGCCAAAACGGCUUUGACUAUUCGUUAUGAUGCCCUUGGAGAGAACACAAGUGCUGAGAUGGGAGCUGAGAACAGAUUGAAAGUAGAAACAAGAUUACGGCACCUGGAGGAGAAAGGAAUAAGACGAAUAAGUGGUACUGGAAAAGCUGUGGCCCGUGCAGACAAAUACCAGCACAAGAGUGAAGUGAAGGUUUAUGACCCUUCUGGGGAAUCCACGCUCCCGCUGGUCCCAAAGAAGCGCAAGGAACGGGAAGCGAAUGAAGAACAGGCAGUUCCACCGAAGGCAAAGAAGGUUAAAAUAGAAAUCAAAGACGAACAGGAUGAGGAUGAGCAAGUCGAACAAGAGGAGGAACAUGUUAAAGAGAAGAAAAAGAAAAAGAAAAAACAGAAAACUCAAGAAACGUCUGUUUGGGUAGAAGAGCCAUCGACCAGUAUGGUGGUGGAGAAUACAGAAAAGAAGAAAAAGAAAAAGAAGAAAAUUAAAGAAGAGCCAGAAGAUUAAGAACAGGGAGGGUUUUUUUGAAUGGUUUGCCUCAUGUUUGGACUUCAGGAACAUUAAUUUUUGAACUAGAUUUUUGUCUGAUCAUUAAGAUCAAGAAAUUCUGUAUAUUUUCCUUGGAAUAGUUUUUUUUCAAUAUUUUGUUUUUGAAACUGAUCUUAGUUUUAACAUUGCCCUGUUAAAUGGUUAUAGUUUUAUUUCAAUAAUACUAUAAACUGUUUUGAAAUUUCAAAAAAA